Messenger RNA from Cylicocyclus nassatus, 252 nucleotides. NCBI's taxonomy places the organism in Eukaryota, Metazoa, Nematoda, Chromadorea, Rhabditida, Strongylidae. The record is from the annotation of a GenBank genome assembly.
AUGCUUUCGACAUCAUUGGUGGACGGUCACCUUACUCUCCUGCUUCAAUUAAUGAGUUGGCCAAGCAGCACAGCUUAUGCGAUGUGCAAGUGUAUUCGAUUCUGCUCUGUCCACUUCUGGCUGACUUGGGGCUGGUUUUUCUUCCAGCCCAGCGAAAAACGGGGUGUAAGCAAAUGCGGCAGCAGUGUUUCGGGAACCAAGGAGAAUUCAGUAUUGUUUUUUGACCUUUGUAUUCUUUUGUUGUACUUGUAA